AUGUUGAAGAAGGGAGAAACAAUAUGUCAAUUAGAUUGUUUGAUGAUGAUUCAAGAGGUUGUUGCUCGAAAAAAGAAGCGAAGUAAGAGAGAUAAGCUACCCUUGAGAUUUCCGCAGAUCAAUUUUAAAAACUCUAUUUAUGGGAAUCGUGAAUGUGCAAGUGCCCAAGCGCAUGUUGGCAGAAAAAAGGUUGCAACCAGUACAUUUGAAAAGUUGGCUGAUGUUAUCAUUGGGUUAUUGAUUGUUGGAUUCCAUGAAGCGAUGAAUUCCUUUUUACGAUCAUUUGAGAGAGGUAAAUUAGUUACAAAACCAUAUCGUGGUAAAGGAGAAGUUAAUCUAAAUUCAG
Funneliformis mosseae is the source of this 346-nucleotide messenger RNA. The record is from the annotation of a GenBank genome assembly. NCBI's taxonomy places the organism in Eukaryota, Fungi, Glomeromycota, Glomeromycetes, Glomerales, Glomeraceae.